Schistosoma margrebowiei is the source of this 2892-nucleotide messenger RNA. Lineage: Eukaryota; Metazoa; Platyhelminthes; Trematoda; Strigeidida; Schistosomatidae. The record is from the annotation of a GenBank genome assembly.
CGCGUAUGAUUGGUUUGGACGGUACCUUCAGCUUUCAGCAAAACAAACAGAAGUUUUCAUAGUUGACAAUUACACGUACAAGUAUAUUCUUCGAUACAAUACUUUCCAAUAUGUCAUACGGUAAACGUGGAGGUAGAUGGGGUAUGAAUUUCAUAUCUGGCUCGGGUCCCCAACAUAGUUUGUCAACGCAUUCUGUAUUCAAGGAUGAAAAAUCUGAUGUAAAUAGACAAUCUGACGAUUACAAAAAUACAAAGCCUUCAAACUUUAUUAGAACCGGAGGUGCAUCUGUCCCACCACCGCCAUCUCUUGGUUCUCGUAAUAGUAGAGGUUAUUCAGAUCCCAACGAAGUCCUAAUAAAUCACAGUGCAUUCGCCGGGACACAGGGAGGUUCAACACGGGCUUUUGCUAAUUUAGGUCGCAAAAGAGUAGCAGACGAGGAUGAUUACUUCUUAGAAGAUGAUGACACAAAUAAUUUAGAAUACCAGCCUGCUCCAGGAAGUCCAGCUGCUACCAAACGUCCAGAUCAAGCUGAUGUGCAGUCAGAUGAUUCGGAUGAUCCUCUAGAUCAGUUUAUGGCUGGCAUAAAUGAAGAGGUUAGAACACUUCAUUCUGGCGAGAAAUCUAUGAAUAAAGAGUCAAGUAGUAAGGCAAAGAAAAGUACCAAAGGUGAUGGAAAAGGUGUACGUGAUGAUAUUGAACAAGAAGAUGAAAUUGAAUCAUAUCUUAGAUUUAUGGAAGAAAAUCCACAUCUUGGAUUACUUGGUGAUGAUGAAGAAGAAGUAUAUGAAUAUGACGCUGAUGGAAAUAUUAUCGGUACAGAGAAAAAGACUAUUGAUCCAUUACCUCCAAUUGAUCAUUCCAUGAUAAAUUAUGCACCAUUCGCUAAAAAUUUCUAUGUUGAACAUGCAGAAAUAUCUAGUUUAGAUGAAGCUGGUGUAGAUUCACUUCGAGAUAAACUUGGUUUACGUGUUAGUGGACCUAGUCCAUUACGACCUGUUUGUUCAUUUGCUCAUCUUGGCUUAGAUGAACCAUUAAUGGAAGCAAUACGUAAAGCUGGUUAUAUACAACCGACACCAAUUCAAGCACAAGCUGUUCCAUUAAUUUUAGCUGGACGUGAUGUAAUUGGAAUUGGAAAAACUGGUAGCGGUAAAACUGCCGCUUUCUUAUGGCCACUUAUUAUUCAUAUUAUGGAUCAACCGGAAUUAAAACUGGGAGAUGGUCCUAUCGGUGUGAUAUGUGCACCGACAAGAGAAUUAGCAUUACAAAUCUAUAGUGAAGCUAAAAAAUUAGCUAAAGUAUAUAAUUUAACCGUUGUCUGUGCCUAUGGUGGUGGAAGUUUGUGGGAACAACAAAAAGCUUGUGAAGCUGGAUGUGAAAUUCUAGUUUGCACACCGGGUAGAUUAAUUGAUAUUGUAAAAAAGAAGUCAACUAAUUUACGUCGAGUUACAUAUCUUGUAUUUGAUGAAGCUGAUAAAAUGUUCAAUUUAGGAUUUGAACCUCAGGUUCGUUCAAUCGCCAAUCAUGUAAGACCUGAUCGACAAACUCUUCUCUUCAGUGCCACAUUUAAACGUCGACUUGAACGAUUGGCCAGAGAUAUUCUACUUGAUCCUGUUCGUAUUAUACAAGGUGAAUUAGGCGAGGCUAAUGAAGACAUAACUCAGCAUGUUGAGAUUUUCGAUAAAAUCGAACAGAAAUGGGAUUGGUUAACACGCAAUUUAGUCAGAUUAACCACUGAGGGAAGUGUACUUAUUUUUGUGACACGUAAAGUUCACAGUGAAGAGGUUGCACAAAAGUUGAAGUCACGUGAUUUAAAGGUUCUUCUCAUCCAUGGAGAUAUGCAUCAAUCCGACCGUAAUACUGUGAUACAAGCAUUCAAACGGCAAGAAGCUCCUAUCUUAGUGGCUACCGAUGUUGCAUCACGUGGUUUGGAUAUACCUAGUAUACAUAAUGUAAUCAAUUAUGAAGUUGCACGAGAUAUUGACACACAUACUCAUCGAAUUGGUAGAACUGGUCGUGCAGGGGCAAAAGGAACAGCUUAUACAUUAUUUGUUGCUGGAAAAGAUCCAGUUGAUUUCGCAGCGUGUUUAGUUCAACAUUUAGAAUCCGGUUCACAAACAGUUCCACAAAGACUUCUUGAUAUCGCUCUAAAGUGUACUUGGUUUGCAAAUAAUCGAUCUUCACUUAACAGUGGAAACGGCGGUUGUAUUAGACCAAGUGGUGGAUUUGAACCUCGACAACCUCGUGCCAGACCAGGAUUAGGUUUAUCAUCCGAUAGCAGUGAAUCAAAUUAUUGUCCACGUAGUGGUCCGGCAGCUGCAGCAGCGGCAGGUGAAGGAGCUGAAUUAAUUCGUCCAGGUGGUUUACAAGCAGAUCGAUUUUCUGCCAUGAAAGCAGCGUUUUCAGCUCAAUAUAAUCGAAGAUUUGUAUCGGCUGGUGUCGAAGCUAGUAGAUAUACACAUCCAGAAAUGUUGAAAUCAUCAAAUACAACUGAUAGACCUCAACUUGCAGACAGUUUUAUUGUUCAAAGUAAUAACCCAGAAGAAUCCCAGUGUCCGCAACAACUUCGAUCAUCUCCAGUUGCACCACAAAAUGUACAAACGGAUUCUAAGCAAAAACGUUCGAGAUGGGAUUAAAUGAUAUUUGUGUAAAGACGUUUUCCAAUUCUAAACGCAUUUUUUUCAUUGUUACUUCACAGCUUGUAACUUUCAUACAUACGUAUAUAUAUACACACACAACGCAAUAAAAGUUUUAAUCAUUUGAUCUAAUCGAUAAUUGGUUGUAAACAGGGGAAGGCUAUUAUUAAUUAGAAAUGCGUUAAACAAACCUAUCUACCGUAGAUUGGCUACAAUGCGCAUCUGUUAACCAGUUGGCUAUCGAUUAGAAACUCACGCC